Molecule: messenger RNA, 1215 nt
Organism: Diversispora eburnea
Lineage: Eukaryota; Fungi; Glomeromycota; Glomeromycetes; Diversisporales; Diversisporaceae
Source: the annotation of a GenBank genome assembly
AUGGACCACAUCUCAUUCCAAGAUUUUAAUUCUUCAGGAUAUAUUUAUUCUACAACUGCUUCUAAUUAUAAUCAAAAAGAACAUUCCGUUUCAACGGAAAAUAUUGAUAACUUCUUUCCUGAUCAAACUAAUUUUCAAACCUUUGCUCAAGAUAUAAAUUGUGAAUAUCUUAAUUUCAAUUUUCAACAACCAUCACCGCAUAUUAAUCUAUCGGAGUAUACUCCCUCUUAUGGCUCACCCGAGAGUUUCUAUGAAUCUCUAGAUUCUUCUCCUUCUAUCUCUGAUUAUGAACCUUCAGAUGGCUAUUCAUCUGGUGUUUCUUCUCCAAAUCUCACUACCGAUUCAUUAUAUUUUACUACUCAAGAUAAUCAUGAUGAUUUAUUACAAUUUGAUCAUUUAAAUAAUAUGUUCGAAGAUGAAUCUCUUGAUUCCUUUCAACAUUAUCAAAAUUUAGAUAUUUCAACUUCGGUCCCUGUAAUCGACUUAAAACCUUUUGAAACUCAUCUUAAACUUGAUACUAACAUAUCGUCCGUGGUCAUGAAUCAAUCUGGUGAUUCCAUUAAUUUCCUGAAUUCAAAUGAUUUUUCUCAAUGUUUAUCAGAAAAUCAAAAUAGUCCAAUAUUCAAUUUCGUUCCUGCAACUCCCAUAACACCAACGAAGGAAUCUGAAAUUUCGGAUCCUAUUUUUUCUUAUUCUCCACCUACUUCCAUUCAGUCAACUACAACUACCCCAUCUUCCCAAUCAUCUAAAAAAUCCGAAUCGUCACGUGAUAGAACAAAUGUCUCCCAUCACAGGAGUCAUCGUAAAUCUCUUCCAAGUGAUAUGAUAAAACGUUUACACACAAUGAAUUUGGCACCCCCAAAACCAGCUCGAAAAUCAAAAACUUUCGCACCAUUCUCUUGUCCUUAUGAAGAUUGUCAGAAAACCUUUACUCGUCAAUAUAAUCUAAAAUCUCAUUUACGUACUCACACUGACGAAAGACCAUUUCUUUGUGGUUAUCAAGGUUGUAUGAGGGCCUUUGCAAGACAACAUGAUCGUAAAAGGCAUUAUAAUUUACACUUGGGAUUUAAGCCUCAUGUUUGUGGUCAUUGUGGUCGUGCAUUUGCUAGAUUGGAUGCUCUCAACAGACAUCUCAGAUCUGACAGUGGUGCACCUUGUGCUCAAGCUACCCUUCCUAAUGCUGGCGCAAAAAAAUUUAAACCCGUUAACAUGUAA